Molecule: messenger RNA, 1716 nt
Organism: Pseudomassariella vexata
Lineage: Eukaryota; Fungi; Ascomycota; Sordariomycetes; Amphisphaeriales; Pseudomassariaceae
Product: elongator complex protein
Exons: 1
Coding region: 1-1716 (571 amino acids)
Biological process (GO): tRNA wobble base 5-methoxycarbonylmethyl-2-thiouridinylation
Cellular component (GO): cytoplasm; elongator holoenzyme complex; nucleus
Molecular function (GO): iron-sulfur cluster binding; acyltransferase activity, transferring groups other than amino-acyl groups
Source: RefSeq, a predicted model, not a curated record
AUGACAAUGACGGCGACGACGACUCCCCGCAAGAAGGAUGCCGUGCUUGUACCCGAAAAUGAGCGCUUCCUACGAUGCUGCGCCGACGUUGCCAGCGCCUUGAUCGAAGACUACGAGUCGUCCAAGGACCCCAAGAACCCCAAGAAGGAUAUCAAUCUCAAUAGCCUACGAGCCAAACUGUCGAGAAAACACAAGCUCGCCAAUCUUCCGCCGUUGACCGCCAUUAUCGCCGCCGUGCCCGAACACUACAAGAAAUACAUCCUGCCCAAACUUGUUGCCAAACCAAUACGAACGUCGUCGGGCAUUGCUGUUGUGGCCGUCAUGUGCAAGCCACAUCGGUGUCCUCAUAUCGCAUACACCGGCAACAUAUGUGUGUACUGUCCUGGCGGUCCCGACUCCGACUUUGAGUACAGUACACAGUCCUACACCGGGUACGAGCCCACGUCGAUGCGCGCCAUUCGCGCACGAUACGACCCCUUCGAGCAAGCCCGCGGACGAGUCGACCAGCUCAAGUCGCUCGGUCAUUCGGUCGACAAGGUCGAGUACAUCAUCAUGGGAGGAACCUUCAUGUCUCUUGCCCCGACGUACCGAGAGGAGUUCAUUUCCCAGCUGCACAACGCCCUGAGCGGCUACCAGACCAACAAUGUGGACGAGGCCGUCGAAGCAGGCGAGAUGAGCAACGUCAAGUGUGUAGGCAUCACAAUAGAAACACGACCGGAUUACUGCUGGCAGCCUCACUUGACAGAUAUGCUACGGUACGGCUGCACUCGACUCGAGAUCGGCGUCCAGUCGCUUUACGAGGAUGUGGCGCGCGACUCCAACCGUGGUCACACUGUAGCCGCCGUGGCCGAAACCUUCUGUCUGGCCAAAGAUGCCGGGUUCAAGGUGGUAUCACACAUGAUGCCCGACUUGCCAAACGUGGGUAUGGAGCGGGACAUCGAUCAGUUCAAAGAGUACUUUGAGAAUCCCGCCUUCCGAACCGACGGCUUGAAGAUAUACCCGACACUCGUCAUUCGCGGCACUGGUCUGUACGAGCUAUGGAGGACGGGUCGAUACCAAAACUAUACGCCCAACGCCUUGAUCGACCUGGUGGCAAGAAUAAUGGCUCUUAUCCCUCCGUGGACUCGUAUCUACCGCGUCCAAAGAGAUAUACCGAUGCCCCUGGUGACGUCGGGCGUCGAGAACGGCAAUUUGAGAGAAUUGGCGCUGGCCCGCAUGAAGGACUUUGGUACCACGUGCCGCGAUGUCCGCACGCGCGAAGUUGGCAUCAACGAGGUGAAGCACAAGGUUCGUCCCAACCAGAUCGAGCUCAUCCGUCGCGAUUAUGCUGCCAACGGUGGCUGGGAGACUUUCCUCGCCUACGAAGACCCCAAACAGGACAUCCUGGUUGCUUUGUUGAGGUUACGCAAGUGCACGGUAGAGUACACCUACCGUGAGGAGCUCAAGGAUCAGCCAAGCAGUCUCGUCCGGGAGCUCCACGUUUACGGCACUGCUGUGCCUGUACAUGCCCGCGACCCCAAGAAGUUUCAGCAUCAGGGCUUCGGCACACUCCUCAUGGAAGAGGCGGAGCGCAUCGCGAGGGACGAGCACGGCAGCGACAAGAUCAGCGUCAUUAGUGGUGUGGGUGUCAGGAGUUAUUACAAGAAGUUGGGGUACUGGCUCGAUGGGCCGUACAUGAGCAAGUGGCUCGAUGGCCGGCCGCAGGAUGGAGCAUGA